AUGAUUAGGAAUCCAGAUCUCCAGAGCUUUGUUUGCUGUGCAGUGUGUAAUAAAGUAAUACCACCACCACCUUCUGGGGAAGCUUUCCACCGGAUCUAUGAAUACAAACCAUUUAGGACAAGGUUUUUAACUCAUAAGGAUAUACUAGAUUAUGGCAUCAAGAUUCAUCAAAAGGAAGAAAAAAGACAAAUUCUUAAAAUGGAAGAAUUACUUAAAAUAGCACAGGAUGAAGUAUGGGCAAAGGCUGAGACUAUGACAGAUGAGGCUGUGAAAAAAGCAAUCAAGAAAGUCAAAGCAAAACAUCUGGAAGAAAUAGAAGCUUUAAAGGAAGAACAUGAGCAAAUACUGAAGCAAACAGUGAAAGAAACUAAGAAAGAGGUGCAAGAGUUAAUGGAAGCAGAAAUGAGAAGAGAAAACCUGGCUGCUGAACAGCGCAUGGUUCAUAGAAUCCAGAACAUUCUGAAGGAGUGCCACGCUGAAAAGCUUCAGGCAAUAGAAAACGUCAGAGCUGAAGAACAAGAAAUGGCUAUUGAAGCACUAAAGGAACAGAUGAGGAAAAAUGAGGAGAAAAUUAUAGAAGUUGGGAUUCUUUCUCACAAGAAUCUUGAAAAAACUGUUAAAGAAGUUGCCAGAGCCACAGAGCACCAGAUGUCUGUCAAUUUUCACCUCAGCCAAAAGAAGAAGGACGAAGAAGUGAAUGAAGUGAUGAAUGAGGUGAAGAAAGAACAUAAGGCUUCCAUAAAGAAAGUUUCCAAAAAGCUGACUGUUACUGAAGGUGAGCUGCAGGAGAAGACUGAGCAGCUGGAGAACAUGACCCACUGGAAGGAGUUCCUGGAGGAGGAGCUCCUGGAAACCCGUGAGGCAUUUCAGAAAUACAUCAAUUUUACAUAUCCUACACUUUCACCAGGACAAGCAGAUUUCAUUCUACCACUAAGAAAGAAACCACCCAGUGAUUUAGAGGAAUCCGUUGCAGUCACUGAAGAACAAGUCUCCACUGGAGAAGACUCUGAAAAGUCUGAAACAUCUGAAAAUUCUUAAAGGUCAAUUUUUA
Messenger RNA from Gracilinanus agilis (Agile Gracile Mouse Opossum), 1051 nucleotides. RefSeq names its product chromosome 4 C6orf163 homolog (gene C4H6orf163). Bases 1 to 1038 code for a protein of 345 amino acids. The record is from RefSeq and is a predicted model, not a curated record. Lineage: Eukaryota; Metazoa; Chordata; Mammalia; Didelphimorphia; Didelphidae. The transcript has 5 exons.